AUGGCCUCUAAGAACAAGAGGGAUACUAUAAGAUUCCUUCUUGAUGAUAGAGGUAAUAGGCUUGAAACUUUUGAUGCCAUGGCUAAUGAAGUCACUUCUUUUUACAACAAGUUUCUUGGUAUUGCUGACCCUUUGGUUAAGGAUAUGGAUUCUUCCAUUCUUCAAGAACUCCUUAACUUUUCUUUUCCCACUGAAGCUUCUCCCUCUCUUGUUAAGGAAGUCUCUGCUGAAGAAAUUAAGAAUGCUUUAUUCAAUCAAGGCAAUGAAAAAGCCCAUGUUCCUAAUCCUUGCAAUAUUAAAGAAUUCAGGCCAAUCUCCUGCUGUUCAGUCAUCUACAAGAUUAUUUCUAAAAUCAUUGUCACUAAAUUGACUGAAUACCUGCCUGAUAUUAUCUCUUUAAACCAGACUGCCUUUAUCCGAGGUCGUGAUAUCAUCGAUAAUUCUCUCCUUGCUCAAGAGAUAGUGAAAGGAUAUGGUAGGAAAUCCAUCUCUCCAAGAUGCUCAAUGAAGAUUGAUCUUCAUAAAGCUUUCGACUCAUUGCAUUGGAAUUUCUUAUUAGCAAUCUUUAAAGGCCUCAUCUUCCUCAAAAAUUUAUUGACUGGAUACAAAUCUAUUUCUCUCAAGCCAAACGAUUUACUGAUUUUCUGCAAAGGAAAUAAGGAUUCAGUAGCUGGAGUCUUGAGUGUCCUCCAUCAAUUUUACAAAGUUCCUGGACUUCAUUUAAAUCCCUCCAAAUGUGAGAUCUUCUCAGCGGGUAUCUCUCCUAGGGAAAUUGAGAACUUUAAAAUCAUAUUUGGCUUUAAAACAGGUUGCCUGCCUGUUAGGUACCUAGGAAUACCUCUUGUUACUCGAAAACUUUCUCUGAAAGACUGUGAACCUCUCCUUGAUAAAAUCAGGCAAAGGCUUCACCACUGGUCUACAAGAAACUUAAAUUAUUCUGGCAGAAUCGAGCUAAUUAGAUCAGUUCUUUUUAGUGUCAGUAAUUUCUGGUGUAGACAAUUAAUCAUCCCAGCUACUGUCUUAAAAUCAGUGGAUCAAUUAUGCUCAAGGUUCUUCUGGAAAGGAGCGAACAAAUCAGCUGCUGGAGCAAGAGUUGGUUGGGACCAAAUCUGUCUGUUAAAAUCUGAAUGA
This is a messenger RNA of Hibiscus syriacus, 1131 nucleotides long. RefSeq lists its product as uncharacterized. The record is from RefSeq and is a predicted model, not a curated record. Bases 1 to 1131 code for a protein of 376 amino acids. The transcript is spliced from 3 exons. Lineage: Eukaryota; Viridiplantae; Streptophyta; Magnoliopsida; Malvales; Malvaceae.